This is a messenger RNA of Emericellopsis cladophorae, 1020 nucleotides long. RefSeq lists its product as uncharacterized. Lineage: Eukaryota; Fungi; Ascomycota; Sordariomycetes; Hypocreales; Bionectriaceae. The coding region runs from base 1 to 1020 and encodes 339 amino acids. The record is from RefSeq and is a predicted model, not a curated record. The transcript has a single exon.
AUGCCGCCCAAGAUCAUCCUGUUCGCUGGCGCCCCAACACCCUCCGCCGUCACCGAGUCAACCUGCACCAUCCGCACCGUCAACAACGACCUCCUGAGAUUCCUUGACCCAACCACCCCGUCCGUCACGAGACCGCCAUCCCCAAAGCAGUCAUACGCACCAUGGCGCUCCCUCAGUCUCGAAAAACGACCGCUAAGGACUGGACUCGCCUUCUCACAGACGCACCAUCCUGCCAGCUGGACGCAGGCCAACGAUUUCUUCGCAGCAGCGACUCUCUCCUUUGAUGAGAGUACAAGCCUGCAGACGGCCGAAGAAGGCGUUCUCACUUCAUUCUGUGAACACUCAUUGGCGAGCCACAAGCCGUCAGCAGCGGACACUACCACGAGCGUGACCGCUUCGCUGGAUGAGACAUCCUUCCUGACCGUGACGUCGAACCACACCUCAUCGUCAUUUCCCAAGACACCUUUACCCCCCUGUCACCUGUCAGACAUGGAGGAUAUACCGUCUCCAAAGAACAUCCUCUCCCUCGUGCCGGCCACCAUCACCGUCAACCUCAUCGCAGGCAUCAUAUCCAUCGCCCAGCCGCGCACCGUGACCACCCGGUACGGGCGGCAACUGUCGCUCGUGGAACUCCUCGUUGGCGACGAAACAAAGUCCGGCUUUGGCAUCACCUUUUGGCUCGGCGGCGACUCCAUCCCCGCCAGCGUCUUGGCCAACCUACGAAGGCAGGACGUUGUUUUGAUCCGGAACGUGGCGCUCAACGUCUUUCGAGACAAGGUAUACGGCCAAAGCCUGCGAAAGGGCCUCACAAAGGUCAACCUCCUCUGGCGAAAGGAUGGCGGGGGGUUCUACUCCCGACGGGACAUGGUGUCCAGGAAACAAGCCCUCGAUCCCCAGCUGGACAAGGCGAGGCGCGUCAAGGACUGGGUCAUUCACUUUGUGGGCGGUGAUCGACCUGCCACGAGGAGGACGACAAGGGCGCGCAAGUCCUGGGACCAGCCACCGGACGAUACUCAAUGA